UUAGACAAAAUUUGACAAAAUUUUGUCUAAAAUCAAAAAUAGUUUGUGACUAAAAAUAGUGCAUACAAGAGGUGUAAAGCCAAGCAAAGGUGGUAAGAAAGAAAAUGGACGAAUCGAACAUUCCAUCGUUCACGUUAGGUGAUUUCGACCCUAACUACGUGUCGAGGUCAUUCCCAACUGGUGAGUAUGAUGCCACCGGAUCGGCUCCAACACCACCAGUUAUGGAGCCACCGGCGGGUUCAGAAGCAUCCGGCACUAUGAGUGGGAGUGCAUCGACGAACACCGGCUCAAAGAGAUCAAGAACUUCCGGUGUUUGGCAACAUUUCGAUGAGGUGGCCAUGACAGGCCCUGAUGGAAGGCAGGUAACAUUCGCGAGAUGUAGAAUAUGCAAAAAUAAGUUAUCUGCAAAAUCAUCUGGUGGAACAGGACAUUUGAAGCGGCAUGCCGAGGCUUGUGCAAAGAAGCAAGGAAUCCAACUACGACAGCAACAACUACUACUAAAUCCUGAUGGUACGGUACGUACGUGGGAGUAUGAUCCUAUGGUAGCUCGAGAAAAUCUUGCCCGUUUAAUUGCUAGACAAGAUUUACCCUUGAACUUUGGUGAGAGUCCUGCAUUUGAAAAUUACAUAAAAAAUUCUCAUAAUCCUAGGUUUCAAGCUGUUAGUAGACAAACCACAACCCGUGAUUUGAAAAAUGUCUAUGACAAAGGUUAUGAAUCACUGAAGGAAUUAUUUAGUACAUGCACCUUUUCUGUCAGUGUCACCUCAGACAUAUGGAGUAGUAGGGCUAAAGAGGAUUACCUUAGUGUAGUUGUACAUUUCAUUGAUGAUGAUUGGCAAAUGCAAAAAAGAGUUCUUGGCUUAAGGUUAAUUGAUGUUUCACAUACUGGUGAAAAUAUAGCAGAGAGAAUUCGAGAGGUUAUUGAUGAGUUUAACCUUGCAGAUAAAAUUUUUGCUGUAACAAUGGAUAAUGCAUCUGCAAAUUCUAGGGCCAUGGAAAUUCUACAACCAUUAUUUUGUAUUUAUGCUCAAUCAUUUCUUCUGCAUUAGCGUUGUGCAUGCCAUAUCAUUAAUCUAAUUGUUAAAUGUGGGUUUAAGAGAGUUAAUGUACACAUCGACGCUGUUCGUCAAGCAAUCACGUGGUUAACUGCUUCAAACCCACGGAUUGCACAGUGGAAAAGGUAUUGUUGUGCAUCGGGUGAGCCCCCACGUAAGU
Oryza sativa Japonica Group (Japanese rice) is the source of this 1215-nucleotide messenger RNA. The record is from RefSeq and is a predicted model, not a curated record. Lineage: Eukaryota; Viridiplantae; Streptophyta; Magnoliopsida; Poales; Poaceae.